AUGUCACCAUCUUCUUCCAUACCGAGAAAUAAAUAUGCUGCAUUACCGCAUUCUUCAGAUCUAGCGUCUACUUCACCAACAAGUGGAAACACCCUCCUUUCCUCAAAUGGACCUAGUCUGAAGCAUCUACCACAUGAAUUUGGCAGUGAUGAAGAAGAGUUUGAAUUGGAGACGAUAAAUAAUUUUGACUAUGAAGUGCCGAUUGAUGAAGGUGACGAAGAGAGUCAUGCACGUGUUUCAGGAAUCGAGCGUACACCUCUUGGUUCCUCAACAGCGACAGAUACACAAUCAGGCUCGUCGAAUAUGAAAAUGGCAUUUAUGAAUAUGACAAAUUCCAUAUUGGGUGCAGGAAUAAUUGGUCAACCAUUGGCGUUUCGAAAUAGUGGGUUUUUAGGGGGAAUUUUAAUCAUGAUUGGGUUAACCGUGCUUAUUGACUGGACAUUGGUUCUUAUUGUCAAAAAUUCUAUAUUAUCCCAACUGAAAUCCUAUCAAGAUACUGUCAAUCAUUGUUUUGGUUUAACCGGUAAAAUUGUCUUGUUGGCAUCAAUUAGUUCAUUUGCCUACGGCGGAUGUAUGGCAUUCUGUGUUAUUAUUGGCGAUACUAUCCCCCAUGUAUUAAAAGCAUUCAUACCGAGUUCAAUCACCUCUGGGAUAUUUUCAUGGCUAUUUAGUCGUAACGUGAUCAUUGUGCUAUUUACGGGUUGUAUUUCGUACCCGUUAAGUCUUAAUCGAGACAUUUCUAAAUUGGCCAAAGCUUCAGGAUUUGCCUUAGUGGGGAUGUUGACUAUCGUGAUCUUGACUGUGGUUCGGGCACCAUUUGUAUCAUCUGAGUUGAAAAGUAAAGUAAUCGGAUCGCAAUGGAUCCUCAAUGGCAAUAUUUUCCAAGGCAUAUCGGUCAUAUCAUUUGCAUUAGUUUGUCACCAUAACACCAUGUUUAUCUACCAAUCAAUGAAAAACGCCACCUUGAAGAAAUUUACCAAAUUGACACACAUCUCGUGUUUUAUAUCGAUGAUUUUCUGUAUGAUUAUGGGUAUAAAUGGGUAUUUGAACUUUGGAAUAAUGACAAAGGGCAACAUCUUGAACAAUUUCAAAAGUAAUGACAAUUGGAUAAAUAUUGCUCGGUUUUGUUUUGGAUUAAACAUGUUGACAACUUUCCCGCUUGAAAUUUUUGUUGUUCGUGAUGUACUCAAAGAGAUUCUCCUUAUUCGAAAAGCCGUCGAUGGAAGCACAUCCCAUUUGGAGCUAACCAAAUGGCAGCACUUCACCAUCACCUCAUUACUUGUAUUUUCGUCAAUGACAGUCAGUUUAUUCACUUGCAAUUUAGGUAUGAUUCUUGAACUUAUUGGUGCUACUUCUGCUAGUUUGAUGGCGUAUAUUAUACCACCAUUGUGUUAUUUACGUUUAUCUUGGGUGCAACUAGAUUGGAAUCUGGCUCAACCAUGGGAAAAGAAACGGUUUGUGAUUAGAAAGGCAUUACCUAGUGUUGGCUGUAUUGUGUUUGGAUUUGCCGUUAUGUUUAUCAGUUCGGGAAUGACAAUCAGAGAUGCAAUACGAAAUAAGAAUGGUAGUGAUAAUUGUGUAAUAGAUUAG
Messenger RNA from Lodderomyces margitis, 1590 nucleotides. RefSeq lists its product as uncharacterized. The record is from RefSeq and is a predicted model, not a curated record. NCBI's taxonomy places the organism in Eukaryota, Fungi, Ascomycota, Pichiomycetes, Serinales, Debaryomycetaceae. Gene Ontology annotation, cellular component: endoplasmic reticulum. Gene Ontology annotation, biological process: amino acid transmembrane transport. The transcript has a single exon. The coding region runs from base 1 to 1590 and encodes 529 amino acids. Gene Ontology annotation, molecular function: amino acid transmembrane transporter activity.